Molecule: messenger RNA, 2291 nt
Organism: Dreissena polymorpha
Lineage: Eukaryota; Metazoa; Mollusca; Bivalvia; Myida; Dreissenidae
Exons: 3
Coding region: 1-1134 (377 amino acids)
Source: RefSeq, a predicted model, not a curated record
AUGCCGGGAGACCUCGAGGAAAGCAUUAAGAAAUUCGAAACUAAAAAGGAAUUUGUGGCGGUGAAGUUAAAAACUCGGCAGUCGUUUCGCGAGGACCAAGUAGCCCUGGAACGGCGGUUGUCCAAAUAUCGGGAAAAGCCGGCAAGAAAAAUGUCCGACGGGACACCGGAGGCACGGACGAACUGUCACGUCAACGGACAUUCGGAAGAUAUCGGUUGUGAGGGUGAAAUCAAUUCAAAACUUGAGAGUAUAGUGAUGGACUUAAGUAAGGAAAACGAAUUACAAAGAACGCCAACUAAGUGCGCUGAGAACAAAUUACAAUUUGAAAAUGGGACAAUAAUUGGUAAACACUCUGUCAAAAGCCCGGGUGCAAAUGACACGGUGGUCAUCAACGAUGAAGUAAGCGAUAAAACAUCGACCCCUGAUGGGCAAAUUAACUUAGCAUACCAGCGUUCCACCUCAGACAUUCGACAAGGUGAAGUUAACGAACGGAAUAACGACUGUGUAACGGAUAACAACAUGAAACCGAACGCUGGACACAGCGAACUUAACGUACUAAGUAACGGCAGUGCAACGAACGAGAAUCGGCAGCCUUACAAUCAGAUGCGCGAUAAUUUAGGCACCAGUGAUAACGUUCAUCAACACCAGCCAGUACUCGAACAUUCCAGUUUGAUAAUGAGGCCAAAGGUCGCUGGGCAUGCGCGUAGUAGUAUGACCCCUGAGCCCCGAAUGAAGGUCGCAAAAGGGAUUUACCAGAAGAACCCCAGAUUGACCGGUGCGUCUACGGAACAUCUGGAUAACAUUUCUGUGAAAGGUCAAAUAUUUGGGCACCGGUUUCAGGACAAGAGCCGCACGGUAGUGACCCAGAUUCCAGCGGCGGAAGUGACGUCAUUACCCGCAGACGGUAAUCUGUGUUCCCUGAACGUGCCGCAGAUGGUGACAGUAUUUCGUCUGCUUAACGUUCCAGACGAACUCGUUGUCAGACUCAGCUCGUGCAAUGUCGACGGCAGACGAUUCGCCGCAUUUUCUGACAAAGAACUCGAUGACUUGAGGAUGAACAAUCCUGUUGUGCGUUACUUCCGGGAUCGAAGCGCCGUCGUGCGGCAGAGGCGUAAGAAGCUCUUUAUUUUAUAACAUCGAACGCGUGUAGGACCUGCGAAAACAUUUCCCUCACGGACUCGGACUCGCUAAGCAUCAACGAUGACUUUAGCCUCACUGGGUCUUUUUGGCCUGAGAUUGUCGUUGUUCCGUUGUUACUGACGCUGUUAAAUUGGUGAUUAUAAUUCCAUCGGCCUAUGGUUGGCCUGAAUUUGUCGUUAUUACGUUACCAAGUAUGUAGACAGCAUAAGUUAAACAGAUGUGCUAUUAAUAUUGUAUCAUAGCAUCAAAGCCAACGAUUUCAAGAAAUGUAAAGAAAUAACGCAACAUAUUCACCUACCCGUGUUUGUUGUUUUGUAAACUCAUGAUUACGGCUUGUUUACAUUAAAAACCUGCAGUAACAUAUAUUCCACUGUAGUAUUAGAUAAAAUAGUUUGCAUAAUUCAUGAAACGUCAACCAUCAAUUCAGAACAAUUUGCAAUACGGUUUCUGACAUCUGAAUUCCAUUUUAUUUCCAUAUCAAUACAUGCAUGCCGUGUUUCUAUAGAACAUGCCGUGUUAGUACAUAGCGGUCUCUGUAUGCGUUUGCAACGUUUUGAAAACACAGAACACGACACCUCGCUCUGUGAUCAUCAAUUUAUUAAACGAUUUUAACAUUUAUACGCAUGCUUAAACUAGUGAUGUCUAAAAGAAAAUAUCGCUUCAAGUUCAUAAUUUAAGAAUGAACAUCUCAUUGCGACAAGCGUGUGUUUGUAAUUACGCGAUAGUCGAGUUAAAAAAAAAUUCGUGGUUUAAAAGAAUUCAUGGUUUUCUGAUUUCGGAACUUAAAAGUUUAAAAUCAGAAAUUGGCAAAUUUAAGUCAUAUUUUUAAUGACGAAAUUUCGUCCUGACGAAAAUAAAUGGUUUCACAGUAUAUGCGACGGUCAUUUUCCGAUGUUUUGCGCUAAAUUAUUUAAUCGGUUAGGCCAUAUAUAUCAACGAAAAGUAAUGUCCCACGAAAAAUAAAGAUUUUACAGUAAGUUUCUCAAGACUCGCUAAUGAAGGAAUACGCAAUCUCAUGAAUCCGUUGUUUUGAAGGAAAUACAGAAAAAUAAUUUCAUCCAUGUUUAGUUCUUUUAUGAUACAUGCAGGUAUAUAUACAUAUGUUAAUGUAUUUGUUUGACAAACUAUUUUAUGUUGCUGCUGAGGUUCCU